Messenger RNA from Vigna angularis (adzuki bean), 3459 nucleotides. RefSeq lists its product as uncharacterized. The transcript has 2 exons. The coding region runs from base 1 to 3459 and encodes 1152 amino acids. The record is from RefSeq and is a predicted model, not a curated record. Lineage: Eukaryota; Viridiplantae; Streptophyta; Magnoliopsida; Fabales; Fabaceae.
AUGGCACCUAGACUUCCUCCGCCACCUCAACCCAACGAACCGGAUACGUCCAACAGCGCUCGGUUGUUGGAGACGGUGAUCGAUAGGCUGCAACAACAGAAUACGACCCUUAUGGAGCAGAAUGCUACCCUGAUGCAGCAAAAUCAGGCAGCUAUGCAAAGUUUGGAAGCCUCUCGAUCCAACUCUGAGGCGACGCAGCGGCAGUUAAUGGAGAUAUUGGCUGCAACUAGGGGCGCGGCUGGAGCGUCCUCUUCUAACGCUGCUCCGCCUACUGCUGAGUGGAGUUUAGAGAGUUUUCUCCAACAUCGUCCGGCCAAGUUUAAUGGGAAGGGCCUUCCGGACGAAGCGGAUCAAUGGCUAAGAGACAUGGAAUGGAUUUAUGAUGCCAAAAGGUGCCCAGACGAUAGCCGUUUGGCAUUUACAGAAUAUUUGUUAACGGGGGAAGCUAGCCAUUGGUGGUCGAGUAUGAAGAUGUUAUUGGCCGAAGCCCAGAGUCCAAUUUCCUGGGAGGUUUUUCGGGCUAAAUUCUAUGAAGAGUAUUUCCCGGACAGUGUGCGGUUUGCUAAGGAGGUGGAGUUUCUUCAGUUGGUACAAGGUGGUAUGUCCGUUUCGGAGUACACCAACAAAUUCAAGCACCUGGUCCGUUUUAAUACCAUGGCUACGAGUGGAGAAUGGCAAUGCAGGAAGUUUGAAAACGGGUUGAGAAGUGACUUGAAGGUAUUAAUAUCAAGUCUGUGUAUUAGAUCCUUCCCAGCCAUGGUUGAGAGAGCAAAGGUACUGGAGAAGAACGUUGUUGAGGCCGAACAACAGAAGAAACAACAAGUGAGUAGGGGGCCGGUCUUAUCCAGAGGUGCAACGAACGUGAGAAGGUCCCCGUACGUUCGUCCAGCUCAAUCUCCUAGCGGAUCACAAGCCUUGGUCACUGUUGGCCAAUCUGGACAGCCAAGGAGUGUGGCAUGUUUCCAGUGUGGAGGACCGCACCUUAGGUGGGCUUGUCCUCAGCUGAAUGGGGGAAAGUACUGCACUAAAUGCAGAAGGAGUGGACACUCGGAUCAGGAGUGUAAUAUGGGAGGCCGUGCGGUAUCAAGACCGCCGAACGCUGGAAGAGUCCAACAAGGAAGAGGUGGACGUGCGCAAGCUACAGGGAGAGUUUAUGCAAUUACUAGUGCUGAAGCUGCUCGUUCAGGUACACUCAUCACCAGCACUUGCGUGUUAUAUGGAAAGCCUUGUUGUGUAUUGUAUGACUCGGGGGCAACUCAUUCCUUCAUCUCGAAGGCAUGCGUUGAGAAACUGGGGCUAGUGGAGAGUGAAUUACAGUUCGACUUGGUGGUGUCAACCCCAGCGGCUGGUGGGAUUAAGACGUCUACAGUUUGUGUGAGAUGUCCGAUAGAAGUUGAGGGGCGUAGAUAUAAGGUUAAUCUCAUUUGCUUACCCCUUCAAGACUUAGAGGUAAUUUUGGGGAUGGAUUGGUUGGCUACCAAUCGGAUCCUCAUUGAUGGUGGAAAGAAGGAGUUGGUCUUCCCAGGUGAAGAGGAGGAGGAGUUAUCUGUUGAUCGCGGUCAGUUGAAGGAGGACAUCAUGGAAGGAGCGAGCUGUUUCCUUAUCAUGACGUAUGAAAAUGAAGAAGUGAGGGACGCGAGAGUGGAGCGUUCGUUCAACAAAGAGCACAGUAGAGGACGAACGGUAGUAGAUGAAUUUCUGGACGUCUUUCCGAAUGAAGUCCCUGGUCUACCUCCCGUUCGCGAGGUUGAGUUCACGAUCGACCUGGUGACCACUGCCGCACCCAUCUCGGUCCAACCUUAUAGAAUGGCCCCAGCCGAGUUGGUAGAGCUUAAGAAGCAAAUUGAGGAGUUAUUAGACAAGAGGUUCAUCAGGUCGAGUGCUUCACCAUGGGGAGCACCUGUGUUGCUGGUCAAGAAGAAGGAUGGCAGCUCUCGGCUCUGCAUUGAUUAUAGGCAACUUAAUAAGCUGACUAUCAAGAACAAGUAUCCACUGCCAAGGAUAGACGACCUACUGGAUCAGUUGCAAGGUGCGUGCGUGUUUUCAAAGAUUGAUCUACGUUCGGGCUAUCAUCAGAUUAGAGUGAAGGAGGGAGAUAUUCAUAAGACAGCAUUUCGGUCUCGUUAUGGUCAUUAUGAAUACGUGGUGAUGCCCUUUGGAGUGACGAACGCACCUGCAAUCUUCAUGGAUUACAUGAACAGAAUUUUUAGACCGUACCUGGAUAAGUUUGUUGUAGUAUUCAUUGAUGACAUCCUCAUUUACUCCAAGAACUUUGACGAACAUGACGACCACUUGAGGAUCGUCUUAAGCGUGUUGAGGGAAAAAGAAUUGUAUGCCAAGCGUUCGAAGUGUGAAUUCUGGAUGAAGGAAAUCCAAUUUUUGGGGCACGUUGUUUCUGCUGGUGGCAUUUCGGUGGAUCCAGCCAAGGUGAAAGCAGUGCUGGAUUGGGAGAGCCCACGUUCGGUCACAGAAGUUAGGAGCUUCGUGGGGCUUGCGGCCUACUAUAGGCGGUUCAUUGAGGGAUUCUCUAAGAUAGUAGCCCCUCUGACGUAUCUCACCAGGAAAGACCAGCCGUUCGCAUGGACCGAUCGUUGUGAGGAGAGCUUCCAGGAAUUGAAGAAGAAACUAACGAGCGCCCCAGUAUUGGUCAUUCCAGACACGGCCAAACCUUUUGAGGUGUAUUGUGAUGCGUCGUAUCAAGGUUUGGGCUGCGUAUUGAUGCAGGAGAGGAAGGUGGUGGCUUACGCUUCUAGGCAGUUGAAGAUCCAUGAGAAGAAUUACCCCACCCACGACUUAGAAUUGGCAGCAGUCGUUUUUCAAGCAAGCAUAGGAAUGACACCGUUUGAAGCUCUCUACGGAAGAAAAUGUCGAACGCCGCUGUGUUGGUUUCAAGAAGGAGAGAAUGUAUUAACAGGACCAGAAUUAAUCCAGCAAACAACCGAGAAGGUGAAACUGAUUCAAGAACGAUUGAAGACGUCUCAAAGCAGGCAGAAAUCUUAUGCUGAUAAGAGAAGAAGACCCUUAGAGUUCGCUACUGGAGAUCACGUGUUUCUCAGGUUGAAUCCAAUCACUGGAGUGGGAAGAGUCCUUCGUCCAAAGAAGCUUUCACCCAAGUUCGUAGGGCCUUAUCAAAUUCUGAAGAAGAUUGGAUCAGUUGCGUAUGAACUAGCUUUACCACCUCAACUGUCCAACCUACAUCCAGUCUUUCACGUUUCUCAACUCCGGAAGUAUGUAGCUGAUCCAUCACACGUACUGGAGUUGGAAGACGUCCAACUUCGCCCAGACCGAACGCUGGAGAUGCAAUCAGUCUGCAUUGAAGACAGCCGCACCAGACUCUACAAAGGAAAGGACGUUCGUCUUGUGAAGGUGGUGUGGGACGCGAAGACUGGCGACUCAACAUGGGAGGUUGCAGAGGCCAUGAAGGAGCUAUACCCUCAAUUGUUCCCUGGUAAGUCCUAG